Molecule: messenger RNA, 711 nt
Organism: Pisolithus orientalis
Lineage: Eukaryota; Fungi; Basidiomycota; Agaricomycetes; Boletales; Pisolithaceae
Exons: 4
Coding region: 61-474 (137 amino acids)
Biological process (GO): actin filament depolymerization; actin filament severing; cell motility
Cellular component (GO): cytoplasm; actin cortical patch; actin cytoskeleton
Molecular function (GO): actin filament binding
Source: RefSeq, a predicted model, not a curated record
CCCACACGGCUGCGAUCGCGAUCUUCCGGUUAGACUUAUCUCGACUACGAAGUGACAACGAUGGCGUCCGGAAUUCCCGUCUCAGACGACUGCGUCGAACAAUUCAGGAAUUUGAAGCAUCGCAAACACAAGUACAUCAUCUUCUCCCUUUCUCCAGAUAUGCGCAGCGUCGUGACCUUAAAGACCUCCUCGGAUGCGUCAUACAAAAAUUUCCUCGCAGAAUUGCCGGACAAUGAAUGUCGAUGGGCUGUGUAUGAUUUCGAAUUCGAAAAGGACAGUGCGAAGAGGAACAAAAUCUGUUUCUUCUCUUGGUCCCCGGAUACGGCUAAGAUCAAGCAGAAAAUGGUGUUUGCUUCCUCGCGUGAUUCACUAAGGCGCUGCUUUGAUGGCAUUCACAUGGAAGUCCAAGGAACAGACCCCACCGAGGUUGAAUAUGAUGCAAUACUUGCCAAGGCGCUCUCUUCAACGCGUUAAUAAUACAGUAUUGUGGAACAACAUGACCAGAAAGUCGGGACUGUAGAGAUCAUAUCAAGUGGCGAGUAUUACAGGCGUGAUUGUAGCAAUUCGGAGAGGAAGUGGAGGCUCUGCCGACAAUCCAUGUAACCACACGGCAUUCAUUAGCCCACAUACUGUAGAGAAAGGCGGGAGGAAAGCUUCCUCGAAGAGAUAAUAAAGACUGAUCGGAUGGAUUGCUCCGAUUUGGCAGCUACG